Solanum dulcamara is the source of this 1588-nucleotide messenger RNA. RefSeq names its product G2/mitotic-specific cyclin C13-1-like. Gene Ontology annotation, biological process: mitotic cell cycle phase transition; regulation of cyclin-dependent protein serine/threonine kinase activity. The record is from RefSeq and is a predicted model, not a curated record. Bases 214 to 1290 code for a protein of 358 amino acids. Lineage: Eukaryota; Viridiplantae; Streptophyta; Magnoliopsida; Solanales; Solanaceae. The transcript has 7 exons. Gene Ontology annotation, cellular component: nucleus; cyclin-dependent protein kinase holoenzyme complex; cytoplasm. Gene Ontology annotation, molecular function: cyclin-dependent protein serine/threonine kinase regulator activity.
UUUGCCGCAACAAGACGACCCCUUAAAACAAAAAUUCCCAAAAUCUCAAACCCAAAAUCUGAAAAUUUCCCUCAAAAACUCUCUGCUGAAUAUGGCGCCAUAUAUAUACAUACACCCAUCUCUCUUUCCCUUCCUCAGCUUACUCUCCUUCUCUUACCCCCUACCCCCUUCCCCCCUCCCCCCCCCACACAGAGGGAGAGAAAGUAGCAAGCAAUGGCAGAUCAAGAAAGUUUUGUUAGAGUUACAAGAUUGGCCAAGAAAAGGGCAGCAGAAGCAAUGGUUCAGCACCUGCAACAGCCCAACAAGAAGAGAGUUGUGUUGGGUGAGAUUCAAGAUUUGUCUAAUGAGGGUAUCAAUCAGAAGAAGGUCAAAUCUAAGCAGACUAUUAAGAGGAAGGUGAAAAGAUCUGUUACUGAGAAAGAUAAGGAAUUUGACGUUGAUGCUAAAUUGGAUGAUGACCCACAGAUGUGUAGUGCUUAUGCUUCUGAUAUAUAUGAAUAUUUUCAUCAAUUGGAGAUUGAGAAAAAGAGAAGGCCAUUGCCUGAUUACCUUGAAAAGGUUCAGAAGGAUGUGAGUGCAAACAUGAGAGGGGUUUUGGUUGACUGGCUGGUCGAAGUUGCAGAGGAAUACAAGCUUCUUUCGGACACAUUGUAUCUUACUGUUUCCCACAUUGACAGAUUCUUAUCAGUGAAUGUCAUCUCUAGGCAAAGACUUCAGCUUUUAGGUGUUUCCUCAAUGCUCAUUGCUGCGAAGUAUGAGGAAAUCAAGCCUCCACAUGUCAAGGAAUUUUGUUACAUUACAGCCAAUACAUUUACAAAGAAAGAUGUUGUGAAGAUGGAGGCUAGUGUGUUACAAUCUCUCAAAUUUGAAAUGGGUAGUCCCACAACCAAAACAUUUCUCCGACGAUUUACUAGAGUUGCUCAAGAAGAUGUUAAAAACCCUGAUUUGCAGUUUGAGUUUCUCGGCUACUACCUAGCCGAAUUAAGUUUAUUGGAUUACAACUGUGUGAGAUUCUUGCCUUCUUUGGUAGCUGCUGCUGUGAUAUUCCUUUCAAGGUUCACAUUACAGCCAAAGUCACAUCCUUGGAGUCUGGCCCUUCACCGUUGCUCGGGAUAUAGAGCAGCAGAUCUGAAAGAAUGUAUCCUUAUCAUACAUGACCUGCAAUUAAGUAGACGAGGAAGUACUUUAGCAGCUGUGAGGGACAAAUACAAGCUGCACAAGUUCAAAUGUGUAUCAACAUUGUCUUCUCCUCUGGAAAUACCGGAUUCAUUCUUCGAAGAUACUAUAUAAUGAUUUAUUGCUCAUGCUUGGAAAUUGGUAUGAGAGUUACAAUGAUACCUGGAAGAGAUGGAACUGCCUUCUGUAUGCUGGCUAUUGCUGCUUAAAAGGACGUCAUUUUAUUUGAUUUGGUACAGUCCUCAUGAUGUAUAAAAGUUAUUGAUAUAAUCUUGAAAUGUCUCUGCUUGUCUAGCUUAAAGAUAUGGAUAGUAAAAAUAAAUGUUUCUUGUAAUAAGCUGGAAAUAACUUAAGAUUACUAUAUUAUAUGAAAAGGUAUGAAUUUAUACAGUAUUACUACCUUCAUUUGCAA